AUGAAAUCAGAAUCAGAUAUACAGCCAGAUGAGCAUCUUCCGUCGUAUGAUGAAGUGCUGAGACAAGAUACUGCUGCUGCUUCGCAGCAGCAGCAGCAGCUCCCACCAAACCCUCCACCACGUCCAACACAACCACCAGCAAGACCGCCCCGGCCAAGCAAUGCCAUACCAGCGUACCAUCAUUCCACUAGUACCUUUUCAAGCAGUACCAGUACCAGUACUGGCAAUAAGAAACUACCCUGGACGUACCCUCCAGGAUAUUAUUGUAAAAAAUGCGGGAACACUGGCACCAAGAUCAAGACUCAACAAAAAUGUAAGAAAUGUUGGUCGAAAUUCUACAAACCCCCACCUGCACAACCACCACGUCCAAGUGCAGGGCCAAGACCUGCGUUCGUAUACUCUAAUGUCACGAUGCCACCACAGAAUUUCGUCAUAAACUCAGCACCUAUCGUUGUGCGUCCCGGUGACAGUCGCAUAGGAGGCAUGAUGUGUAACAAUUGCAAUGGGACUGGUAGGGUACGAUUCUUCUUGGAUAAAGAACCGUGUCCCGUAUGCUACGGUCUUGGCAGGAUUCUUACUGGACCAACCUACUAG
Messenger RNA from Kluyveromyces lactis, 594 nucleotides. RefSeq lists its product as uncharacterized. Bases 1 to 594 code for a protein of 197 amino acids. Gene Ontology annotation, cellular component: cytoplasm. The record is from RefSeq and is a predicted model, not a curated record. Lineage: Eukaryota; Fungi; Ascomycota; Saccharomycetes; Saccharomycetales; Saccharomycetaceae. The transcript has a single exon.